Austrofundulus limnaeus is the source of this 1278-nucleotide messenger RNA. RefSeq names its product uridine phosphorylase 2 (gene upp2). Lineage: Eukaryota; Metazoa; Chordata; Actinopteri; Cyprinodontiformes; Rivulidae. The record is from RefSeq and is a predicted model, not a curated record. Gene Ontology annotation, cellular component: cytoplasm; cytosol. The transcript has 7 exons. Bases 127 to 1068 code for a protein of 313 amino acids. Gene Ontology annotation, molecular function: uridine phosphorylase activity. Gene Ontology annotation, biological process: uridine catabolic process; nucleotide catabolic process.
UACUUUCCAGAACCAAUCAGUGGCGAGGUCAGGGGCGAGCGCUAUAUCAGCUGUGCAGUUGGAUCUCAGCUUUAUUUGGAAAAAGAGCUUCAAGACGGGUAACUUUUAAAGACGUUCAAAGAAAUCAUGGCACCGAUUCUCCUGAACGCUGUGGAAAAUGAGCACAGUGACUACAUCAAACAACAGGUCCAGGUGAAAAACCCUUAUUUGGGCUCUAUGGAGGAAGACAUUCUCUACCACUUCAGCUUGAGCACCAAGACUCACAACCUCCCAGAGAUGUUCGGAGACAUUAAGUUCGUGUGUGUUGGUGGCAGCCCAAACCGGAUGAAGGCCUUCGCCCAGUUCAUGCACCAGGAGCUGAAAUUACCCGGAAACCCUAAAGAUAUCAGAGACAUCUGCGAAGGAACUGAUCGCUAUUGCAUGUACAAAGUUGGACCAGUGCUUUCGAUAAGUCAUGGCAUGGGUGUCCCCUCCAUCUCCAUUAUGCUGCAUGAGCUCAUCAAGCUGCUGCAUCACGCCCAGUGCCACGAUGUGGUCUUGUUCCGCCUGGGAACAUCCGGUGGUGUUGGCCUGGCUCCAGGGACGGUGGUGAUCACAGAUAAGGCGGUGGACUACGCUUUCCUACCUCAGUUCGAACAAAUCGUUCUGGGUAAAGUCAUCACCAGGAGCACCGAGCUGGACGAGGGAGUCGCCAAUGAGCUCCUGCUGUACUCCUCAGAAAUUCAAAACCUUCCAGCGGUUAUCGGAAACACCAUGUGCACCCACGACUUCUAUGAAGGUCAAGGCAGACUUGAUGGAGCUCUCUGCUCCUUCUCUCACGAAGAGAAACUGGAGUACCUGAGGAAGGCUUACGAGGCUGGAGUGAGGAAUAUUGAAAUGGAGUCCACGGUCUUUGCCGCCAUGUGCAGAGUUUGUGGUCUUAAAGCGGCUGUGGUCUGCGUGACCCUGCUGAACCGCUUUGAUGGGGAUCAGAUCACCUCCCCUCAUGACGUUCUGGUCGAGUACCAGGAGAGACCUCAAGUCCUGGUGUCUCACUUUAUCAAGAAACGUCUGGGACUGAUAGUCUAAAACUUCUGGAACCACAGAAUACUGUAUAUAUAUUUGACUGAUUUGUGAAUAUGUAUAUAAAAUACUGUACCUAAUGUAAUAUUUGACUCUUAUGUAAGAGUGUUAAGAUCAUUUAAAUAACUAUGCUAAAAUACAAGCAUGUUGCUUAUUCAAGUAUGUACUAUAUUUUUCUAAAAUAUUAAAURUUUUAAUAUUUAUGUAAAAUAGAAA